Aspergillus aculeatinus CBS 121060 is the source of this 634-nucleotide messenger RNA. RefSeq lists its product as uncharacterized. The record is from RefSeq and is a predicted model, not a curated record. NCBI's taxonomy places the organism in Eukaryota, Fungi, Ascomycota, Eurotiomycetes, Eurotiales, Aspergillaceae. The transcript is spliced from 3 exons. Bases 69 to 335 code for a protein of 88 amino acids.
CAACGCUUUCCAGCGAGCCAUUGUCCAAGUUUUUCCCAACCCGCUCAAUUCAUAUACCUUCAAUCACAAUGGGUGGAGGCGGAAAGAUCCCGUAUCCCAAGGAAGUCUGGUCUCCCGCCGGAGGCUGGUAUGCUCAGCCCGCGAACUGGAAGCUCAACACCGCCAUCAUGGGUGCCACAGUGAUUGGAAUUGCUGCUACUGUCUGGAGCAUCAGCGCCGACCGUGAGCACCGCGACAAGAUGCCCGAGCCUGGCAGAUUCUUCCCUAGUCGCUACUGGAGCAGGGAAAUCAUCGAACACGAGAGAAAACAACAAGCCUCGAAGCAGGACUCAUAAUGUGGUUGACAGGAAAUAAGAAGCGAGUGGGAUAAAAUGCAAUUGCGAAGGUCUCCUGUGGCAUGAUAGGUUUUGUUUUCAUCGUUUUUUGAGGGCUGUACGACAAUAGAAGGGCGUUCUUCAACCGGUCAGUUGAUCUGCGAGUGCUUCUGAGGAGACUCUUCAAGUGUUCGAUACAAGCGCUGUGUGUACAGACGGACCCGUUCCGUGAACUCAGUCUCGUUCCAAAGCUCUCUUCCAUCGGUAGAUGUAGAAAUCUGCGGUACGCCAAUCUGCUCAACCACAAAGCUCGCCGCUAC